Molecule: messenger RNA, 3879 nt
Organism: Anolis sagrei ordinatus
Lineage: Eukaryota; Metazoa; Chordata; Lepidosauria; Squamata; Anolidae
Gene: ARK2N
Product: arkadia (RNF111) N-terminal like PKA signaling regulator 2N
Biological process (GO): ubiquitin-dependent protein catabolic process
Molecular function (GO): ubiquitin protein ligase activity
Source: RefSeq, a predicted model, not a curated record
CGGACGCUUCCGGAAGUGACGCAAAGGGGCGCUCGAGCCGAGCCCAGCGGCCUUCCCCUCGCUGUGGUGACAUUUCUUCUUCUCGCGUGAACUUGCUGAGGAAACACAGCCAGAAUGACAACUUUGGACGCUCAGAUCUUCUGUCCGUGGAACAGGUACAGCAGUGACAACAGUAGUUGAAGGAUCGCUCUCCCACGGAAGUCGAAGGGUCGCUUGCACUGUCCACUAGACCCUGUGCUCCAUGCUUUUGAGACCCGGAGAGACUUAAAACUCUGAAAUGAAGAUGGAGGCAGUAGAAAAAGCAGAAGAACUCAUCGACCCAGAGGUUCCACCAAAACUCCCGGAAAAACAAGAGGCGGUUCUGGGAGAAGAGGGAUCUAUAGACCUAGAAAUCAGCGCUCAGAAAGAGAGCGGAGCUGCUGUGGAAGAUUCAGCGGUGCUUGCCUCCAUGCCAUGUUUGCUGAUGGAGCUGAGGCGGGACUCAUCAGAAUCUCAGCUGGCAUCGACAGAGAGCGACAAGCCAGCUGCAGGCCGUGUUUAUGAGAGUGACUCUUCCAACCAUUGCAUGCUCUCUCCCUCCUCCAGUGGGCACUUGGCUGAUUCAGAUACUCUGUCUUCUGCAGAGGAAAACGAGCCCAGCCAAGCAGAAGCGACGGUAGAGGGAGACCCUUCGGCAAUGUCAGGGUCUACCGUUGGGAGGAAAUCCCGGCGAUCCAGGUCAGAAAGCGAAACCUCAACCAUGGCCGCUAAGAAAAACCGGCAGUCUAGUGAUAAGCAGAAUGGCCGCGUCACUAAGGUCAAGGGUCAUCGGAGCCAAAAGCACAAAGAGAGAAUUCGGUUAUUAAGGCAGAAACGAGAGGCGGCUGCCCGUAAGAAGUACAACCUGCUGCAGGACAGCAGUACCAGCGAUAGUGACCUAACCUGUGACUCAAGCACGAGUUCGUCAGAUGAUGACGAAGAAGUUUCAGGAAGCAGCAAGACAAUCACUGCAGAGAUACCAGCUGGCUUCAGUCGUGCUGGGGGAUCUGGAGGAGCGACCAGGGAAAUUCCAGGAUUGCUUGACAGGGGCACCGUGUGGGAUAGGAACUGCAUAGGCAGUGUCCUCGAAGAGGCCAUGAACUGCUUUGCCGAGAUGCAGCGGCAGACAGAGGAAAAGUUCCGGAUGUGGAUAGAAAAGCUAACCCGCCUUGACACGGAUGAAGAAAGCAAACAGCAACUGGAACCCAGGGAACUUAAAGUCCCAAUAGCGGGCCAAAGAAACUCCCCAUCUUCUCAGGCAGGGGUGUUUGCGCAGGUGCCUGAUAGCCAAGCACUUCCACAGCAGUCUUUUAAUUCUUAUGUGAGCUAUCAAAACACUGACACGGCCUUAGAGUUUCCAGCAAGUAUCAAUAACAAUCUCCCAGCCAACUUUCCUGAAAAUGGGAACAUUGCAGAAUCCAACUUGAAUCAUUCGCAGACUUAACACAGCUCUCGGUUUUUCUCUUUUUUCCUGCAUCAUACUUCAAAAGCUGACCGUUGUGUUCCAUAAGAAUAUUUCCUUCUUUGCUUAGGCUUUUUGACGGCCAGUAUUUUGUUUUGUUUCUUAAAAGAAAUUUGAUGUACUUGGGUUGUCAUUAAAAGUGCUUCUCCUCCUCAGCUUACCAUCAGCAAAGUGUGGCAAGCUAUACAAUUUUGCAAUCUUCCUUUUUGUGUCUUAAUGUCGGAGCAGUUGAUAUAUCCCCUCUAUGCUCCUUUUUUGCAUGCCAAAAGUGUUUAUUUGUGACAAUAUAAAUUUGGAAUUGAACCCUUAUGUACUCAUCUAGUAUGUCAUGUGAAUAUUUUCUUAAAAAGAUUAUAGUAUCUAGAUUGUGUAUCUUAAACAGAAUUAUAUAUUGUGUGCCAUAUUUCUUUCUCUUCCAGUCAUCUUGAGCAGAUGUUUGCUAGUCUGUGAAUUUGGAUAGAUUUGAUUAGUCAGUAUUUUUAUCUCUUUUACUAGCAUUUAUUUUUUUCCACACAUUUUUAAAAUGUUUUUAACAAAUAGUUACUUAGAAAAGUGAAUCCUAACCCUGAAGUCCAUGGAAGUUUGAGAGAAAGACACAGUGGGUCUGUCUAUUAAAUGACAGUAAUUUUAGAGACAUCAAAAUUUUGAAUUAAAGAAGUACAUUAAUCGUGUCUUAUACUUGUUGUAAAGACCUUUGCCACCUGUCUAAACAAAGAAAAUGUACAUGUCUGUGCUCUGUAUGAACAAAUUGUGUUUUCAUGGCACAAUUAAAUGCCAGAGUCUGUUCUAAAAUAAUAAAAAAAUGAGUUUCAGCACUUACAUUUUGGCCUGACAUGAAUAAAUUAUCAAAAUAUAUUAGCUCCAACCCUGAGAGCCUCUUUGGCAGCUCUUGCAAGGGCCAGUUGCUGCAUGAUAAAUUACUUUUGAAACUAACUUAAGUAUCAUGCCUGCCUUCAUCAUACUGAGGUCAAGUUGCUAAAUAGAUUGUUUGUAAAGACAGUUGAAAAACGUCCUUGCUUUGCUUUUGUGAUAGAAAAAGCUUCAGCUCCCAGAGACAGAAAAUAAUAUGGAGAUGGCGUGUGCACACAUGCAUGCUGGAAGUUUCUGCAUGCAGUGUUGGUUGUGUGGCUUUUCUGGAUCAUGUGUAUUAUUUUAAACCAUGUUUCAAUAAAUAUUUCUCCUUUUUCUGAGCCAUAACUAAGCCAUAUUCCUAAGCCUGCUGAUUGGGAAUGCUCAAGCUUUAGUUCAGUUAUGUUAAUUAUUUCCAGGUUAAAACUCAUUUGUACAUUUAGGUGUAGUUCAUUAUUGAAUAAUCAUGCCUGUAAAGUUGGAGGUUAGAUAAGGUUCAUGUCUGCAAUGGGACUCAAAAAGACCGGUGCUUCUCUCCUUCAACUGGAAAAAAUAAUUAGUGGAACUUAUCAAAAUAUAUACUUAUAGUGGCAACAUUGUAUUCACUGCAAUAAGGGCAAAAAAAAAGUUUGAAAUUUUGGUGAUGCUAAACACUUACUUAGAAUUGAGCCAAGAAAAGAUAACCCAGGCCACUAUUUCUGACUUUUAGCACAGCAAACUUGUUUGUGCUAAAAUAAGUUCCAGAGACUUAAGUAAAAUUUUGUGAUAAUUGUGUUUAGACUUCCAGCCUAAAAUUUGCAGAACCUGGCUGAGAUUUUUUGAAAAAAAGUUUCACUACCUCUGUGAGCCCUAAGGCAGCUUUAGGGCUUUUUGCACUUUGUGAUAUGACAUGCUUUUUUUUUUUCAGAAACAAGCAUUCAAAAAUUGGAAAGUAUAUAACCAAAUCUAAAAUAACUCUGGAUUUCUGUAUUUUACUGCAGUCUCUGCUUACUUUGUUUUUAAUGAUGACAUUUCAUCUCUCUUGGAUUUCACAAGUUAUAUUGCUGCUUGGCCUUCCCUUUCAUUGAUGUUAUCUCUGAAUUUAUUACAGCAAAAUAACUUUUAAACAUGUAAAUGUACUUCCUGCCCUACCUGCUUUUUUCAGAGAUGCAUUUUCAGGAUAAUUGUGUGAAAUGCAGGAAAUAAGUUUGCGUAAAAACAAAUGUGACUGAUUUCUAAAUGAAUUUUGGUGUUCUAUCUUGCCAUGUAUAAUUUUGAUAUGGACAUUUUGAUGUGAACUUAAUAUCUUCCUAAACUGAAAACCAAGUGUACAUUUGACAUAAUUGAUUUCAAACAGUGAGAUCGUUUUUACUAUAUCAACAGGUCUGGUUUUUUUGGCCUUGAAUAAAAUGCUUUGAACUUGCCCUAAUUUAUUUUGAAGUUAAGUACCUGCUGUGAUUUAUUUUGUUGUAAUCAAUAUGUAAUCAUUCUAAUACUGAGAGACAAAUAUGCACUUAGAAAUCUGUUGGGAACUGCAUGCUACCUUAAAGGUUUUUCCCAUAAUGCAGAAA